GCCCCCAGCUGUGCCUGGCAUAGACAGAUGGGUGUACAGGGAGAAAAAGAUACCCACAGUCAUGGAGAUCAUGAAAGAAAGAUUUGUGCUGUGGUGUGUCAUGUCAUGUUGCGUUGUGCCAUGUUGUGUGUGUGUGCUGCAAGAGCCUGAUGAAUUGCCCAGGGAUCACAAAGCACCCCUGUCACAAGACUUUCUGGCCUGAAGACUGCCAAGCUGAUGAUCCUACAAGACAGCAUAAGGUUUUUCUUCUGAACAUGCUGCUCUCUCUGGCUCCUGUGUGCAGCCUGUGUGAGGGAGCUCUGGCUGGUUUUGUGCCCAUAUGAAUGAGAUUUCUUUGGUGUGUUUGAAUGUCCAUUUUCCUCGUUUAAUUUAUCUCCUCUUUCUUCAGAAAGAUAAUUUGGGAUCAGCGCGACUUCAGCUCCUUAGUCUCACAACUUUAGAAUGUGUAUACAACGUACAGGAGGCUUUGUAGGCUGAUUAUUCCUUGGAUAAAAGUUGUUAUCUUGUCUAAAGAGUAACAGUGUUGAAACAAACCCAGCAGUCCUUUGGGCCCAUGUAUUGUCAGCAGUAUAGGAAGCUUUAGAGGAAAGCAAAAAUUCUUAAUGCAUCUGGUCUUCUGUACAGUGCUGAUACCUGAAGUUAAUUAGGAGCAUUUCUUUCCAGGCUAGAUGCAGAAUGGCAGGGCCUCAGAGGGGCAGCCACACUAAAUAUAAUUUUGUAAUUACAAUUCCUAAGUAUAUUAUUACACAACUGCUGUUGCUGCCUUGACUUGGUAAAAGGUGUCUCCUCUUCAGUCAUGGGGUGGACAAGAUGUCCUGAAAAAGCUGGUUAUCUCUAUUGCCUUAGAGUUGUUAUGCACUUGCAGUGUUACAUCUUGGUGGCUGUGCUUGGGCAAUUCCCACUUCUGAAUUAACACUGACACGAAUUUGCUUUUUUAUGUUAAUGAGCACCAGUGAGUGAUUAGGUACAGGCUGCAGUGAUUUUGCUGCAAUAACAUGCACACAUUAGUCAUCUAGAUGGCUUAGUGCUUUCUGAAAGUACAGCAAGAGACAGUCUGUGCCCCUGGAGCAGCUGCUCUACAGAGUCACCAAGCUACAAGCUAUUGCCCUGCCAUGCAGAUAUGCCUUUAGUCCUGGUUUGUCGUGGUGUCAUGGUUUGUGGGAGCUAAAAAUGGUAACUCACAGCCUGCUCUGUACUACAAAUGUGCUGAAGAUCUGCCUCAGGAAUCUCCAGAACCUGCCGCAGCCUCAGGUAGAAAACUUAUGUGGCUACAGAGACCAUUGCAGAAACUCCCUGACAUCUUGGUGGGCUCAUCCUGCUGCAAGCUGGGCUCAGCCUGCCUUCACCAAAGGGGCAUAGAGAUGUUAAAACUGAGCAUCACCUGGGCCGUUGCUAGACUUGUGAGACAUCGAAGCCUCAGCUGGGAGAGCACUGGGAGUUGGUCAGAAAGCAGAACAAAAAUCUGUUGAAUCACUUUCUAUUUAAAAGAUUUCAAAUCCCUGCAGAUGAGCCUGUCAAAUGAAGGGAAGUGGCACACUUUAAGAUCUCACAAAAAAAUAACAGUUCCUGGAUGUUGUUUCUGUUGAUAGUUUCUGACCAGCCUCAUCAUUGGAGUUGAGACCAUUAAUAUGAGGGAUUGUCUUGUGAUUUCUAGCUUUUCCAUAGGGCUGAAGCACUCAGCUGGUUGGGGGAAAAAUCACCAAGAAAGAAGAACUGGUUCUCUAAAUCCCUACUUCUCACAGUAGUUGCUGUGGUCCAUAAUAGGGGAGAUACUAAGAGAGAGACGGAAAGCUUUGUCCAUAGAAAUUCUCAUCAAUGUGUUGAAAAUGAGAUCUGUUGUUAUGGAUUCACUAAAGAAGUGGCUGGGUUUUCCAGCCAACAUCCAAACCCAGUGCAAAAUCCCAUCCAUUUAGGCCAGCCCUUUUUACAGUGCUUUACUCUAACUUUCGAGUCUUGCAUCUUUUCUGCAUUCUUAGCAUUGCUCUGCUUAGAGAGGGAAUGGUAGCUUUUGCUCCAUAGCUCUUAUGAAAGCAUGAAUACACUUUAAGCAAACAAAACCAAAAAUCAGCAUAAAGCAGCGUCUUGUUUGGGAAGCCAUCAAUGCUUGAAGUUAUUUACAAGAUAGAAGAGUGAUGGAAAUUGAGCCAAACCUAUCGUCUUUUGAAUUUCCAGGAGAUAAAAUGUUACAGAACGACAAGUCAGAAAAGAAUGUAGAAAAUGAAGAGGAUGCAAGGGGAGCACUCCAAUUCACUACCUUAAGGCAGGGGAAGAGCCCCUACAAGCGCAGCUGUGACGAGGGGGAAUCCCACCCCCAAACAAAGAAAAAAAAAAUUGACCUCAUCUUCAAAGAUGUCCUGGAGGCUUCUUUGGAGUCUGCCAAGUUUGAAGAAAACCAGUUAGCAGCAAGUACACCACUUUCCUUCAGAAGAGCAUCUAAAUACCAGGCUGAAGACAUCUUUGAGCAGUGUGGCAGUGCCAUGCAGCAUGGCUCCCUGAGCCUCAGCAGAAACCAGAGUGAGAGGGAAUGGAAGGUCCCUCACAGCUCCUCUUUCAUUUCAGCCAAGGAGAUAAGCAUCCUUGAAGAUGAGGAAGAAGAGCCCCUGUCACUUAAAGCAGACAGCCCAACCGAGCUGUCACUGGCCUCUGCACAAGGCAACUCCCAUGAAAUCCCCACCACAUCCUUCUGCCCCAAUUGCAUCCGGCUGAAGAAGAAAAUCCGGGAGCUGCAGGCUGAGUUAGACAUGCUGAGAUCUGGGAAGUUACCCGAGGCACCUGUGUUACCGCCCCAGGUACCUGAGCUCCAAGAGUUCUCAGACCCCACAGCUUCAGAAAGCAUCAUCUCAGUUCCCACCAUCAUGGAGGAUGAUGACCAAGAGGUGGAUUCUGCUGAUGAAUCGGUUUCAAAUGACAUGAUUGCUGCUACAGAUGAGCCUUCCAAGAUGUCUUCUGCGACGGGCCGCAGGAUACGGCGGUUCAAGCAAGAGUGGCUUAAAAAGUUUUGGUUUCUGCGGUACUCCCCGACACUGAAUGAGAUGUGGUGCCAUGUCUGUAGACAGUACACAGUGCAAUCUUCUCGGACUUCAGCCUUCAUCAUUGGCUCUAAGCAGUUCAAGAUACACACGAUAAAGCUUCACAGCCAGAGCAACCUCCACAAGAAGUGCCUGCAGCUUUACAAGCUCAGGAUGCACCCAGAGAAGACAGAAGAGAUGUGCCGAAAUAUGACCUUGCUCUUCAAUACAGCCUACCACCUGGCCCUGGAGGGCAGGCCCUACUAUGACUUUCGGCCUCUGGCAGAACUACUGAGAAAGUGUGAACUCAAGGUGGUGGAUCAGUACAUGAAUGAAGGAGACUGCCAGAUCUUAAUUCACCAUAUCGCCCGGGCUCUCCGAGAGGACCUGGUUGAGCGCAUCCGGCAGUCUCCCUUCCUCAGCAUCAUUCUGGAUGGGCAGAGCGAUGACCUGCUUGCAGAUACAGUUGCAGUCUAUGUGCAGUACACCAGCAGCGAUGGGCCUCCAGCAACUGAAUUCCUGUCUCUUCAGGAACUUGGCUUUUCUACAACAGACAGUUACCUCCAAGCAUUAGAUCGGGCUUUUUCCAGCCUGGGAAUACGACUGCAGGAUGAGAAGCCAACUAUCGGCUUGGGAGUUGAUGGUGCUAACAUUACCGCCAGCCUGAGAGCCAACUUGUUCAUGACAAUCAGAAAGACCUUGCCCUGGCUUCUCUGCCUUCCCUUUAUGGUUCAUAGGCCUCACUUGGAAAUUCUGGAUGCCAUUAGUGGGAAGGAACUACCCUGUCUGGAGGAGCUAGAAAACAAUUUGAAGCAGCUGCUCAGUUUCUAUCGUUAUUCUCCCCGACUCAUGUGCGAGUUAAGGGUCACUGCUGCCACUCUGUGUGAGGAGACCGAGUUCCUGGGGGACAUUAGAGCAGUGAAAUGGAUCAUUGGGGAGCAGAACGUGCUCAACGCUCUCAUCAAGGAUUACCUUGAGGUUGUGGCCCAUCUCAAAGAUGUCAGUGGCCAGACCCAAAGGGCAGAUGCUUCUGCCAUUGCCUUGGCCCUCCUGCAGUUCCUGAUGGACUACCAGUCGAUUAAACUCAUCUACUUCCUGCUGGAUGUGAUUGCUGUGCUUUCACGCCUCGCCUACGUCUUCCAAGGGGAGUACCUUCUUGUGUCGCAGGUGGACGAUAAAAUAGAGGAGGCCAUCCAGGAGAUCAGCCGGCUAGCAGACUCCCCUGGGGAGUACUUGCAGGAGUUUGAGGAAAACUUCCGUGAAAGCUUUAAUGGCAUUGCUGUGAAGAAUCUACGGGUGGCUGAAGCCAAAUUCCAGUCAAUCAGAGAAAAGAUCUGCCAGAAGACCCAGCUGAUCCUAGCCCAAAGGUUUGAUUCCCGCAGCCGGACAUUUGUGAAGGCCUGUCAGGUAUUUGACCUUGCAGCUUGGCCCAGAAGCACUGAUGAGCUCAUGAGCUAUGGGAAGGAGGAUAUGGUACAAAUAUUUGAACACCUGGAGGCAGUCCCAUCAUUUUCCAGAGAGGUUUGCAGAGAGGGGAUGGACACCCGAGGGAGUCUGCUGAUGGAGUGGCGAGAACUCAAGGUGGAUUAUUAUACCAAAAACGGUUUUAAAGACUUGCUCAGUCACAUUUGUAAAUACAAACAGCGAUUUCCCCUCCUAAAUAAAAUAGUUCAGAUCCUCAAAGUCCUUCCCACCUCUUCAGCCUGCUGCGAGAAAGGGCGCAGCGCCCUGCAGAGAGUGCGCAAGAACAACCGCUCUCGGCUCACGCUGGAGCAGCUCAGUGACCUGUUGACAAUUGCUGUUAACGGGCCGCCCAUUGCCAACUUCGAUUGCAAAAGGGCACUCGAUAGCUGGUUCGAGGAGAAGUCCGGCAAUAGUUACGCGCUCUCGGCGGAAAUGCUGAGCAGGAUGUCAUCUCUUGACCAGAAGCCGAUGUUGCAGAGCAUGGACCAUGGCUCUGAGUUUUACCCUGAUAUUUAGGAAGGAAUGCCUCAGAUCAGAUAAUUUUUUUAAUCUAUACUCUAAACUUUGAUAUAUUAUAUAAAAUAUAUAUAUUAUCUAUAUUAAGGAAAAGCCCACACUGAAAUUUUAAAAGUUAAGACGAUGUGCGUCUGAUAGAAGCUAAGCAGAAUUUUAAAGAUUGAGACAAUGUUUAGACAUUUACUGGUGUCUCCAACCAUGGCAGCUGCAAUGUAGGUGGCAACAUUUCAUUCUUUAGAAGCAUGUGCUGGGGCCAUACUCUACAUGUUCAAACCUAACAACCUAUAAGCUAGACAACGGGUCUUUGUCAGCCACAUCCUCCCAGCAGUUUCCUUUGUAUGUGUGUUGUCGGUUUGCUGGGUUGUCUUUGUUUGUUUUGUUUCAUUUUGGGGUUGUUUGUUUGUUUGUUUGUUUGUUUUUCCUCAGUUUCAAUCUCUGCCUCUCUUUCCAUUGUUCAGCCCAGUUAUUGAGCCAUUUCAGCCUUUGUUGGCAACCGUCAGAUUUCUGAUUUCCAAGAGAGCAUCCCGUGUGUUUAUGUUGCCCCCAGCUCUGCCCAGUUCUCUUCAGAAGAUUACUGACAGGAGAGAAGGGCUGUGGGUAUGAUUUUGGGGUUUUAUUCUGAUUUAGAAACAAAUGCCUCCACUAAACUGUGAUGCCCCUUUCUCAGUUCACCCUACCUUUGGGCUGUAGAGUAAUACUUGGCUUUCAGCUCCUUUUAUGAUAACCGUAGUACCAGUCUAUCAUACGUAUGUUAUAACAUGAUGUCAUGUGCAGACUAUAAAAUAGCAAAAUAGAGAAGGCAGGGGGAAAUUUUUGCAUUUAUAUUUUUAUAUUGUAUGAGAUAAAUAUAUAUAUAUAUAUACAACUAUUCACUCAAAACCAGGGCUGCUGUGGAAGCUAGACAGCCAAUGAGUCGAGAGCCACCUCUGGGCAGAGAUUCAAAGGCUUAAAAAUUAUAUUCUAAUUUACAUUAUUUAUACUAUGUCUUUAUAAUCCUAGAUUGUUGUGGGGUUUUUGUUUUGUUUUGUUUUGUUUGGAAUGACUGAAAGAAAAACCUGCUGCAGUUUGGUGGCAGGAGCUAUCAAUGCAAGAUUAUCUUGGAUUAUAUUCAUGUGUGAUGUCCUACAAAGGUUCACUUACUCUCUUGUGACCAAGGUAACAUGUUCCACAGCACAGCAGACUGAUGACAGCAGGAAGAAGGGAUGCUCUGCUUCUUCCUGCAAAAUAUUUCUUCCUUUCUUGAAGGAAUGCAGAAUCCAGCUGAAAUGUGAAUGGGGGACUUGCACCUUCCAUCACAAAGAGAUUGUUUUGUGGGCUUGGGGCUCUUCUUUGUUUUAUUCUUUUAAAGUAAACAAGCUCCAGGCUUCCACACAGUAUCAGUUCAGGUUAGAAGAGAAAAAAAAAAAAAAGAAAAAAAAAAAACAAAAAAUCCCCAACCAACCAAAAAAAAAAACCAUCACACGAACAAAAAAGGUGCAAAAACUCCACAGAUGCUAGUGCCUUGCCCUGCUGAUGUGGCAUGGACAGCACCAACCUGACCAGACCAUCGUGGGGGUGAGACGUGUUGUCCAAAAGGUGUCCAAGCCAAUAUGUUCUCACUUCCCAGAGGGAUGAGCUUUGUGCCAAGCUGUGUUGUUUGGAAACAUGAUGGUGGUAUCAGCAACACUGAACCUUUCCUUUCUCCUGUUACCCCCCCUGCCCUUGGUCUUGGUGCUAAGAUAUCUCUAGAACCAUUGCUGCUAGUUGAUAGCUUUUCAUUUAUAUAAAUAUAUAUAUAUAUAUAUAAUAUUAUUUUAUUUUUUAAACUUUUUUGUUUGUUUUCAAUGGAGAUGUAGCAUGUUUGGAACCGAUCUCUCUCUGAGUCACUUUCACUGCCAGGGUUCACACACUGUCUUCCCCAGGAAAACACACACUUCUACCUAGGUCUCACUCACCUCCUGCUAACCCCUUUGCCUUCAGCAUAACUUCACAGCCAGCACUGGCAGAGGUGUGCAGCUAAGCCACUAUGGACUGGUUUAGCUUUCAGACCCCACAGGAGCAGCUAGGCUGGUGUUGGUCAAGGUUUUGGAAGUGUUUGCCUCUGUCCGUGUGGGACUGAGGAGGGACUGAGCCCACCCAAAGCAGGAGUGGUGGCCUGUCCUUGUGUCCUGACACUGCCCCUUCGCUGCCAAACAGGGCCUUUCCGUCAGAUGGUCCAGGCGGAGCAGAGCGGACCCUGGGAAUGUAGCAGCGAGGGCUGGUCAGCACCCUCCAUAGCACUUACCCUUGCCUUACCUCUGACAGCACGUGCAGCCUGAGGCUGGCUCGGGCAGGAGAGGGCACCUGUGCCAGGGCCACCCACCUGCUGCCAGACUGCUGCCAGGGGUGCAGGUGCUGGGUGCUCUUCCUUGUGGUCCUCAUGGAAACGCCACAAGCUAGGUCAGGGCAUCUCACAGUUGGAACACUGGGGCAUCGAUAUAACAUACCUAGCAAGCAUGAAAAAGGCUUUGUUUUCAUGUUUUGGUGUAUUUUCAUAAAUUUCAUAAAUUAUGUGAUUUAAUUGAUCCAUUAAUCCAGAGGAGUAAAAAUUAAACUAGAAAGCCUCUGCCAGCUGUGCAGCCUUGGGUGGUUCUUUGCCUGACCAUAAAGUAGGGACCUCUCUCCACAAGGUGCUCAUAGCUCUCCAGGCGUGGUGAAUUGGGUCUGCUCAGGGUGCUGCCACAAAAGCUCUGGAACUGCUGCCUGCCAGGGAGGUGGCAGGCUCCCUUCCUUUUUAAAACUUGAGGAGACAUAGAAAGAUAAAUAAGGUAGAAAAACUGCUGCUCCAUUAGCUUCUCUCUGGAGAUGGGCAAGGUGAACAUAGAUCAUAGAACCUGUAGAACUCCAUAGCUCUUCACAGGUGGAGAGGAAACAUCACCUGCCUUUCUGCUUGCAGCAGCAAAAGCUCCUUGGCACAGAGGCUCAUCAAAGUGCCUGGCCCACAUGGAGGGAAGGAACAUUUGGGGAUGGUCUCCUGACACCUUUGGAGAGAGGAAUGCUCCCCCAGGGCUUGUGCUGAGCAGCCUGAGAGGCCUGUUUACAACUGAUCCAGGCCUCCUAAUUUUGGCCACUGGGGAGGAAAAUGCAAGGUAAGAGUUGCCAGAGGCCUGUUCAGAAAAUAUUCUUCAUUUGUCACUCCUUCCCUUUGGUUCACUUGCAAAUCCUGCUUUCAUCAGUGACACCUUUUGCUGGCAACUCUUAUUUCUAAUGGUUGAGUGAAAUGAGCAGCAUGUGGUGAUUUUCUCUGGCAGGCAGCUGACACAGGCAGAGCACUUGUUCCUUUAGCAAAUAACUUUGUUUGCAGACAGUGAUUCCCUGCCACUGAAUGUUGUGGAUACCUGUGACGGGAAAGGUCAGAGACACCUUACACUGGUGAUGGGGAUAGACAAGAGCUUGGCAGAGCAACUGGCCCAGCCCAGCCCAUUCCAUCCCAUCCCAUCCCAGCUCCUCCAAAACAAUUUCCCGUUACCUGCACAUCAGAAAAUAAGCCUGGCCUUUGUCCUAGGGUAAUGCAGGUGCUUUACAAGCUUUCCCUCCAGGUUAACCUCCCUAUCUCAGAUCUGUAGCUCUUACCUUCAUGGGUAGUCUGUGGAUGGAAACAUGACUACCAGUAUGGACAAGACAGGGAGGAGGGAAGAAUAUCAGUGCAAAUCACCCCUGGCUUCCCAGGGCUCUCGAGCCUUUCCCAGAAGCAGGUUCAUUUCUGUGUCCUGUUUGUGUGGGCCCAGCCUGGUGGCAGUGAGGCCAGGAGGCAGCAGCAGGCACAGGGAGGGCUUAGCGCGGUGCUGAGGGAGGCUCCAGGAUUGCCAUGCAUCAGGUUUAAUCAAUGCCUUUCCUGCUGUGCUGAGAGAGGAAGAGGAUUUGUUUUGAACGUGUUGCUCACAGCAUCUUGAACUGGUUAAGCUGCAAAGACAGAGGGUUCAGUUUUUCUUGAAUGAGCUCUUUAUUGUCUCCUUCCCCUGCAUCUUAGCUAUGGCAUCUGACUGUGAAUAAUGCACACUUCUCCAGACCCUUGGGUUUAUAUUUCUAUAAUAUAGAAAUGGGAUUUUUGGUUGCCAAUUUCCCUUCCCCACUUUUUGCUCAGGCUCCUUGCCUCUUUUACCCUGCUGUGAAGCAGAAAUCUGUGAAGCACAUUUAGACAUGUCCUUCUGCAGGGCUCACCUACAUCCACAGGGGUCCGGGCCCUCCAGCCACGAGACCGACCUCUGCAGGGAUAAUCCUCACAAGAGACCAAAGCUCUUCUCAUACCAGCAAAAGCACACGGAAGUUACGAGGGCUGCGAGGGGACACGGUGGGCAGGGUCCUUGUGUGGUAUCUGCCUUGGGUCUUGAGCCAGCUGCAGCAAUGUCCCUCGUGCUGGUCAUGCUUUUGCUGGUAUGACUGUUCAGACAUGAUUCAGGCUCAGUCCAUCUCUUUCUCACAGCACAAACUCAACCAGAUGGCCCGCGGGGUCUUUGGAGUCCCCCUCCUUUCUUAUCUUGUGAGGAUUGCUAUUUGUUUGACCAGUGCCUAGACAGCUGGCUUGCAAGUAAGCAGCAACAGCCUCUGCUUUUGCAGAUUCCCCUCAGCCCUGUUAAAAGAGGUCUUAAAAGCAGAGAAAUGGUACGUUAAUCCCCCAGCCAUUGUAUCCAAUGCAGUAAUGCCUAUGCAAUUCCUGUCUCCUUUGGAGACACGUAUGAUGU
Messenger RNA from Cinclus cinclus, 9688 nucleotides. It is a transcript of the gene PRDM11, whose product is annotated as PR/SET domain 11. Gene Ontology annotation, molecular function: protein binding. NCBI's taxonomy places the organism in Eukaryota, Metazoa, Chordata, Aves, Passeriformes, Cinclidae. The record is from RefSeq and is a predicted model, not a curated record. The coding region runs from base 2133 to 4988 and encodes 951 amino acids. The transcript has 3 exons.